AAGAUAUUUAAUUUAUCUAAUUUUAUUAAUUUAAAAUUAGUUAGAGUGUUGGGAGACAUUAGCUUAUUGGCUAAUGCUUUGCUGGGUCCAGUGACUCUAGUCAUGUCGAGCUAACCCAACGUGGCUGACCAGACCAGCCCACGAAACACUCCGCCAUGAAGUUGUCACUCGGCAGUAGUGAUUCUAUUGUCUUGGUCCUCGUCUCUUUUUCAAUUGCAGCUUCACAAUUGGGAGAUAAAAAAUGGGUCACAUCGCAUUCGUACUCCUCUUCUACCACCACUAAGCAAAGGACCAAAUACGUUCGGGUCAAAGUCUACACCGUCCAAGCCGCCGCCUAAGCCACUGCCACAGCCACCGACUCCGUUUUGGUAUCCACUACUCAUUUUCUUUUUUCUUUUCAUUUUCGUUUGAAAGAGUGGAUCUUGGGUGUGCACACUUGUUUUAUAUCUCGGAAUGCACGCCAUAUU
Rubroshorea leprosula is the source of this 467-nucleotide messenger RNA. The record is from the annotation of a GenBank genome assembly. Lineage: Eukaryota; Viridiplantae; Streptophyta; Magnoliopsida; Malvales; Dipterocarpaceae.